AUGACCAGACUGCUGCAAGCGAGACCUGGUGUCAUUGACCUAGAGGACAAGCUUUGCAAUUCUUUGAAGAACAAGCUCAAGAGCAUCUUAAACAUUGAAGCAAGCGCCUUGGUUCAGAUCUAUGACACCGCAAGGUCUGCCAAUCUUCCUGAUCGCAUCAGGCAAGAAAUUCUUAGCACAUUGGAUGGUAUGGCAGUUGGCGAGGUUCUGGAGCCUCAAUGUGUUGGGAAGGUGGACAUCUCUGCGCUUCAGAGUGCUUCUAUGUGGGAAGGAUGCGACAUUUUGGCUUCCAGAUUGCGACUGUUGGGGGUCGAAGGCAUGAAGGAGAGCUUGAAGCGACUCUGUUGUGGCAUUCUGGUGUGGCUGGAAAGGGAAAAGACUCAGAAGCUUCCACACCCUGACUUGGUCUACAAUCUGAGCAAGCAUAUGAUGCAAGCUCUGCAGACUUCUCCCACAGAGAUUCCAGAGAAAGCGAUGAAAUUGGCCAAGUAUCCGGAUGACCCUCAAGGAAUGAAUGCUCAACACUUCGCUGCUGCCUACAAGGAUGAAAAGCCAGCAAAGAUAGAUUUUCCUGGUUUGGCAGCCCUCUUGAACCCCAAGACUGUGCCUGUCAGAAACAGCAGCAGCUCUGUGAAUGCCAACAAGGACAACAAGCUGGCCACCCAAGCGCAAGUGCAACCAACAGGUACUUCCGGUUCUGCAGCUGUUGCGGAUGAAGUGAUUUGGAAGAUUCUGGGCCGCUUUUCUGAGGUGGGCGACAGAAUUUUGGCAAGAGGGGCUAGUGGAGCAAACAUUCAGCUUUUGGACCCUGGAGAGAAGCCAGCUUCCAGCGCCACAGCUUCGCAGCCUUUGCCCCUGACGGGUCCUGUGACCAGUAGCCUUCCAGCCUUAGAAGACCAACAAAAGCAUGAUCAGCAACAGAUUCCUGCUGCCAAUGAGAAUUCCCGGAAAUCUUUGGAGGAGUUCGAAGAACAGAACAUGCAGCAGCUUCUGCAAAGAGAGCAAAGGAGCAAAGUGAAGAAAGUUGAGAAAGCUGUCAAAGCUGCUGCACUAAGUGGCAAAGGCGGGAAAGCCAAAGGCAAAGGUGCCAAGAGCUCUGCCAAAGUGGGAUCUCAUAGAAAGCAAGCCAUGAAGAGGCCUGCAGCUUCAACCGCUAGCAGCAGUGCCUGCAAAGCAAAGGCAAAAGCCUAUCCUUCAGCUUCUGCUGGGAGCUUGCCACGAGCUUCAGUGCCUGAGAAGAGAGGCUGCUCCAAGUGCAGAGCCAAUGGGUGCCCUCAGUGCAGAGACCCAAGUUUCAGCGGGCAAAUUUGGCUUAAGUCUGAAUAUUUGGCUUAUGCAAAGCUCCAUGGCUUGAAGUAG
This is a messenger RNA of Cladocopium goreaui, 1359 nucleotides long. The record is from the annotation of a GenBank genome assembly. Lineage: Eukaryota; Dinophyceae; Suessiales; Symbiodiniaceae.